AUGAAACCCGGGAAGGUGGCGCUGGUGCUGGCGCUGGUGCUGGCGCUGGUGCUGGCUGGACGCUACCUAGGAUGCAAAGCCGUGAUCAUGAAGAACAUUGAUGAUGGCACCUCAGACCAUCCCUACAGCCAUGCUCUGGUAUCUGGAAUUGACCACUAUCCUGCAGUGACAGCUGCCAUGGGCAAGAAGAAAAUUGCCAACAGGUCAAAGAUCAAAUCUUUCAUGAAGGUUUGUAACUACAAUCUCAUGUCCACAAGGUACUCUGUGGAUAUUCCCUUGGACAAAACUGUGGUCAACAAGGAUGUCUUCAGAGAUCCUACUCUUAAAUGCAAGGCCCAGUGGGAGGCAAAGGUUGAGUUCGAACAGAGGUAAAAGACAAGCAAGAACAAGUGGUUCUUCCAGAAGCUGUGGUUUUAG
Molecule: messenger RNA, 417 nt
Organism: Tupaia belangeri chinensis (Chinese tree shrew)
Lineage: Eukaryota; Metazoa; Chordata; Mammalia; Scandentia; Tupaiidae
Product: 60S ribosomal protein L27
Biological process (GO): translation
Cellular component (GO): ribosome
Molecular function (GO): structural constituent of ribosome
Source: RefSeq, a predicted model, not a curated record